Messenger RNA from Priapulus caudatus, 1176 nucleotides. Its product is annotated as insulin-like growth factor-binding protein complex acid labile subunit. The record is from RefSeq and is a predicted model, not a curated record. Gene Ontology annotation, molecular function: protein binding. NCBI's taxonomy places the organism in Eukaryota, Metazoa, Priapulida, Priapulimorpha, Priapulimorphida, Priapulidae. Gene Ontology annotation, cellular component: extracellular matrix. The coding region runs from base 1 to 1176 and encodes 391 amino acids. The transcript is spliced from 6 exons.
AUGUGUAUUCUUCUGAUUUUCGCUGUUAUCCUGCUAGCGGGAGGUGCGAGCGCUGGUAGCGACUGCCCCUCCGCCUCCAGCCUGUAUCCUUGCACCUGCUCAGAAGGUAGUACUGGCGCGCAGAUCACCUGCGAUGUUAGCUUACUACCUGGAGACGGUUCGCAAGUGUUUGACAUCAUCGCUAGGAUUCCACGACCGACGACGAUCUACGAUUUCACAAUAAAAAACUUUGGCUUUGAGAAGAUACCCGGUAGAGCGUUCGCCGGCUUAACCAUCGAUAGUGUGUAUCUGAUGUACGGAGAAAAGCUUACCACUAUACACGCAGACGCGUUCGCUGGAAUCGGAGGGCUUCGUUCCUUAUACGUAGAGGAGACGGCGUUGUCCGCAAUACCAUGCCAGAUUUUCCCAACUAUGCCAGACUUGGAGCUUCUGUUUAUAAGAUACAGCUCCCUUGAGAAAUUAGACGACGGUUGCUUGAUAGAUGCUAGCAAUCUGUCUCAGCUAGUUUUGGACAAUAACGUGAUUUUCUACAUCUCCCCUCAGGCGCUGCGAGGUCUGAAGAAACUCAAGCUAACCGAUGAUGAGUUGGCGCUUUUGUUUCGUGAGGCUCUACUGGUCACCCUGAGUCUUGACCCAGGAGUCACAGUCCUGGAUCUUGCAAUGAAAGCGCGUUGUUUCUCCAGGAAGAGACUUGAUAUGAGCAAUAAUGCCAUCGAGUAUAUUGCACCGGGAACAUUCAAAGAUAUAGAUGAAAUCGCAGCAAUAAGCCUCCAGAGCAACCAUCUGUACACGGUCUCAGCAGGAACCUAUGCCGGCCUCAAGGAGAUUGGAAUAAUAGACCUUGAAUACAACCGGAUUUCGAGCAUUGCUGCUGGAGCCUUUGAGGGCGCAACGGCAGCAUUCAUAAUUAACAUAUCUAACAACAACCUCGUCACCAUCGCAGCUGACACAUUCAGAGGACUGAGUAGCGUGACCGAAGUUUGGAUUGAUAAUAAUUCGUUAAGCUUCAUCGAACCUGGCAGUUUCCAUGGGAUGCCAAAGAUCUUCAAUAUCGAUUUUCGGAACAACGAGCGCUUGACAUCUAUCGACAAGGACGUGUUUAAUCUGACUGAACUCACAUCACAAUUCGUGAUGUUUAACCUAGAAGGCAAGUUGCAAAUUGGAUUGUCAAUGUGA